AGUUGGGAAUAUGGAUGUUGGACAGGCGUUGUUUACAAUGGCUCGAGUCUAUGAUGCUGGUCAUAUUUUCGUGUGCAAGAACCGGUCAUUGGCACAGCGGAAGAAACCUCAUGAUGAAGCAUUACUGACCCAUCCUGUCAUGGAUGUCAGCCGAUUGUCACAGCAGAUUGUGGAUGGCUAUGAUUACUGCAAUAGUGAGGUCACUUUACAACAGAGUGCGGGCAGGAGAGGGGUUUUAGAAGCAAGCUGGACGCUCGUGGUGCCAAUGAGUUUCGACCAUCUUCCUGUGCUUGAUUCUUUGGGUGGGCUACUUCCAGGCGAGACUCGCAGUGGCCGUUAUUAUGCAGGGAUUGGAGGCGGUGGUGGUUCUGACGUUAUUAGCGCCAGUCUUUUGGGUCAUUUGCUAAGAGCCAGUGGCAAAGAAAUGAAUCUUGUGGUGUCGACACGGACUUGGAGGACUGGGUCACAGGGUGCCAAAGGAAGUAAGAUGGGUAUCAGGCGAGAGAUUCAUCAACAUGGGGGGCAAGCGAUGCUAAACAACAGCCCAGUUCCAGGGACAUAUCGAGUCACCAAAGAGACAUACAGCGAAGGUCGAGACCUUGAGACUGUGCCCGUUGGUCACCAUAAGGAUAUUUACCUUGUGCUGGAUCAGGGAGAGGAGGGCGAGGACAUUGACGAACACGAGAGGAGUCAGCUUGAGCAGCAGUUCCGCGCCGUAAUGGCGCAGCACCAAACCCUCGACACGAUCAUCGCGGUAGACACGGGAGGAGAUGUGUUUGGGGCAGAUUCCACGACUUUCAGCACCCCAGACCAGGACCUUAGAGUGCAGCGAGCAUUGUCCCAUCUUUCCAACCUCUAUCCUAGUCUGGUCACUGCUGUACUGGCACCUGGGGUGGAUGCGCCCAGCAAUGCCCCAGACAAGGCACAGAUGGCUGGGGGCAAAGUAUACAAGCUCUCGUCUGAGGAGAAGGAUAAGCUGCUGGGGCUGCUCGGCGGUGAGUAUCGCAUGGAUGGCUCAGACACCGGACGAUUUGGCAAGACAACCUUGAGCCUACAAGAGGCACUGAAGGGCAUCCGUGGUUGGGCAUGCCUCAAUCUUCCAGGACAUGUGGUAGACACGUGGGAGAAUCCUUGGAGUUGUUUUGUGUACAUCAGAGAUUGCAUGACUGACAUUGUGUUGAUGCCUCUAGAGGGGCUUUUACCGUUGAUAGAGGCAAUGUAG
This is a messenger RNA of Exophiala mesophila, 1222 nucleotides long. RefSeq lists its product as uncharacterized. The coding region runs from base 11 to 1222 and encodes 403 amino acids. The transcript has a single exon. NCBI's taxonomy places the organism in Eukaryota, Fungi, Ascomycota, Eurotiomycetes, Chaetothyriales, Herpotrichiellaceae. The record is from RefSeq and is a predicted model, not a curated record.